Molecule: messenger RNA, 2121 nt
Organism: Actinia tenebrosa (Australian red waratah sea anemone)
Lineage: Eukaryota; Metazoa; Cnidaria; Anthozoa; Actiniaria; Actiniidae
Product: DNA-(apurinic or apyrimidinic site) endonuclease 2
Biological process (GO): base-excision repair
Cellular component (GO): nucleus
Molecular function (GO): double-stranded DNA 3'-5' DNA exonuclease activity; zinc ion binding; phosphoric diester hydrolase activity
Source: RefSeq, a predicted model, not a curated record
CAAUGAAAACAGACCAACAAAAAAACUAAAAAUCAUGACCUUUAAUAUUAACGGUAUUAGAGCAGUUACUCGAGGGAAAAGCUUAAAGGAAUUUCUGGAUUCGCUUGAGGCUGAUAUAAUGUGUUUUCAAGAGACAAAAAUCACGCGUGACAUGCUAGAGGAAUCAAUAUGUAUGGUUGAGGGAUACAAUGCUUACUUCAGCUUUUCAAGAGUAAAAACUGGUUAUUCAGGAGUUGCCACAUUUUGCAAGGACAAGACUAUGCCAUGUGCAGCAGAAGAGGGUCUAACAGCCAUGUGGACUCAAGAACCGUCUAUUGGUUGCUAUGGUACCACAGAUUGCUUCACCUCGGACCAGUUAUCAACUCUUGAUAGGGAAGGCAGAGCAGUAUUGACAGAACACACUCUGGACAAUGGCGACAAAGUGGUUAUUGUCAAUGUAUACUGUCCAAGGGCGGAAACAGAGAAUGAAGAAAGAAUGGAAUUCAAGAUGAGAUACUAUAAACUUCUGCAGAUCAGGGUGGAGGCAUUGGUCGCAUCUGGAAGGCAUGUGAUUGUUCUUGGGGAUAUGAAUCUAGCUCAUAAGCCCAUUGAUCACUGUAACCCUGGAGAUCCUGAAAAAUUCAAUGCAUAUCCUAGCAGGAUAUGGAUGAGUCAGUUUAUCAAAGACAUCACAGUAAAGAAUGUCGCUCGUACAGGAACAACAUUACCGAAAUUACAAACGGCAGGCCUCUACAGUCCUUAUUUUAAAAGAACUGAAAAUGUUGACCCAGAUAAACAAGCUCUAGAGGGUAGAAUACUGGUUGAUUCAUUCCGUUAUAUCUAUCCAGCACGAAAAGAUGCUUUCACCAACUGGUGCACGUCAACAGGAGCACGGCUAACCAACUAUGGUAACAGACUGGAUUAUAUUGUAGCUGAUCUUUCAUUGGUAAAGCAGAGAUUUGUGGAUGUUAUUAUACGACCAGAGGUUGAAGGAUCCGACCACUGCCCGGUGGUCGCAUUUCUGAGUGGCCGGAUUAUGCCUUCCAAACGACCACCCCCAUUGUGUUCGCGUUUUAUGCCUGAGUUUGCAGGAAAACAACAGAAACUUGCUUCUUAUUUUAUGAAGAAAGUGGUUGAAACUUCAAAUGAUGCUACAGAAACGGACAGUGAAGCCGAAAGUUCAUCUCAAGAAGCUACGCCCAAAGAUGAUGUAAAACCAGAAUUAAAGAAAGGUAGUUCGUUGAAGCGCACUGGAAGCUUCGAGGCAGCUUCUCAAGCAAAACGACCAAAGACUUCACAGUCAGUAAAAAAGAAAAGCAUUUUCCAAUUUUUUGGAAAGAAAGAAGAUGUCAAGAUUUCUGCAGAGGUUAAUUCUUCGUCAUGCGUUGAGGAAAAAGAAGAAAAAUCAGAGGAUUCUGAAGGUAUUUCAAACAGUGAUUUGGGUAAGGAAAGUAAACCUGACAAGGUAAAUAUUAUGGAUCAAUCUGAUUCUCAAAAACAGAACUCUGAAGUUUCCACAGAUUCAACUGCACCGUUUGAAAAUGGCGCCGAUUCUCAGAGCUCGACAGAAUCUAUUGACAGUAAUAAAAAAACCGACGUUGCAGCUUGGAAAAGCAUUCUAAAGGGGCCUCCCCCUGCACCCCUAUGUCUGGGACAUAAUGAACCUUGUGUUUUGAGGACCGUAAAGAAAAAGGGCCCUAACUAUGGACGGCAGUUUCACUGCUGUGCAAGGCCAGAGGGACAUUACUCUAAUAAGGAAGCACGUUGUAAAUUCUUCAAGUGGAUAAGAUGAUAGAGAUUGUGUUCAAAAUACAGUAAAACCUCUAUUUAGCGGCCAGUUGUCCUAGUCCGCGAAAGGGGUUUUUGCAGUAAUUUAUAUCUCUAUCGAGCGACCAACCUAUAUUUAACGACCACUUCGAGCAAUUCUCCAAGGGUGGUCGCUUAAUAGAGGUGCUACUGUAUAUCUCGCCUUUCAUCUGAGGCUCGCUUCAAUUAUCCAAGUCUACCUCCAUUCCAGCAUCAAUUUUAUGUUCAUAAACGUCUGUGUUGGACAUCAGCGAGAUAUGAGGUGUGUUGACCAAAAGAAAUGCUAGCUCUAGGAACGAGAAUCGAGAAAAACGUUUGCGCAUGCGCACACCUCGG